ACCGCCAACAUUGUUGACCACAGGCCAUACCCUCAUAAUCACCCAGUCCAUUCGACUGAGCAUCGUCAAGAUGCCUUACUUCUCCGACCUCCACACCUACCUCUACCGCUCCUCACAACUCAUCCAAGCCUACCCCUCCACCAGAAUCACCACCAAAUAUUCACUUCCUAAGAAAUCAAAAUCCCAGUCGACAUCAAAGUCAAAAUCUUCAGAUAUCUCGGCAAGCGAAUCGGCACAGCCGACAGCGACCUCACAGCAGCAGCAACCUAAACGCGAUCCUUCCGCGACAUUGACGUUAAAGACCUUCCAUCCCGAGUCAGGAAUCUGUUUGAAAUAUCGCACUGACAAGGCUGCCGAGGUGGGCAGACUGCUGGCUGGGUUGGGAAGAUUGGCAAAAGGCGAGUUGAUUGACCUGCCCACAGCUGCACCCGCGAUCAAUGCGAACGAUGGUGAUAAAAUGGAUUUGGACCCUGUUGUCGAGACAGAAGCUAAGGUGGUGACUGCCACACCGGCAGCGGCACAGACUGCAGGUGGAGGUGGAAAGGGAAAGAAGAAAAAGGGCAAAAAAUGAGCGAAAGAAAUGAGAAAAAGAAGCAUAUAGGCCUCGAGGAUAUUUUCACCAUCCGGACGAGCCUCUGAACCAACCGACGAGCCACGAAAGUGUCGACGCACAUGGGCGGUAUGUGGGUCAAAUGAGGUCGACCAGCUGGCUUUUCAUGAGACAGAUCGCCUGUGUCCUGCGCCAUGUAGGUCUGUUCCAAUGGAUGCAUGGAUGGACGGACGCUGGAUGCCGUGAUUCAUUGUCGAGUGUGAGAGGCAUACCAGCCGAAUGCUCAUCAAGAAUGGGGGCGCACUUCGCGCCAUGCGUCGAGAUCAUGACAGCGCAAAAGCAAAUCACGAUGCUAUAGAUGACAGAUCUAGAACUACAGAUGGCCACACCGAGCAAAUUAUACGCUCGCGAAGAGAAGAGAAUCCAGACAUUCUUCUGACUUUUGCCAUUGCACACAGCCUGCUUCU
Exophiala mesophila is the source of this 1017-nucleotide messenger RNA. RefSeq lists its product as uncharacterized. Lineage: Eukaryota; Fungi; Ascomycota; Eurotiomycetes; Chaetothyriales; Herpotrichiellaceae. The transcript has a single exon. Gene Ontology annotation, cellular component: signal recognition particle, endoplasmic reticulum targeting. Gene Ontology annotation, biological process: SRP-dependent cotranslational protein targeting to membrane. The coding region runs from base 71 to 571 and encodes 166 amino acids. The record is from RefSeq and is a predicted model, not a curated record.